AUGGCCCAAACACCGACCCAGCGCCGCGCAAACGCCAAGUUCGCGAAAGGCAACGAAGCCCGCAUGGGCAAGUCCGAAGAUCAGAUGAAGGUCCGCCCCAAGGAGACUCCCAAAUCCCCCAUCUCUCCCAUCUGGCUCGGUCUCCUCGCCUUCAUUCUCAUCGGCGGCCUGGUCUUCGACCCUGUUUCUCGCAUGCUCGGUUUCUAG
This is a messenger RNA of Verticillium dahliae VdLs.17, 207 nucleotides long. RefSeq lists its product as uncharacterized. Lineage: Eukaryota; Fungi; Ascomycota; Sordariomycetes; Glomerellales; Plectosphaerellaceae. The transcript is spliced from 3 exons. Gene Ontology annotation, cellular component: endoplasmic reticulum. Bases 1 to 207 code for a protein of 68 amino acids. The record is from RefSeq and is a predicted model, not a curated record.